Molecule: messenger RNA, 1548 nt
Organism: Fusarium musae
Lineage: Eukaryota; Fungi; Ascomycota; Sordariomycetes; Hypocreales; Nectriaceae
Exons: 8
Coding region: 1-1548 (515 amino acids)
Biological process (GO): carbohydrate metabolic process
Source: RefSeq, a predicted model, not a curated record
AUGAAAUUCCUCAGCGCCGUGACUGGUGUGCUAGCUCUUCUGCAAGGCGCUGAUGCAGCAACUUGGAAGGAUUACAAGCCGCAGAGUCGCACGCCGAGUUCAUGUCCUGAUUAUGUCGACUAUUCGCAGAAACCCCACAAGCCACUCUCAUCUGGCAAGUUGAAGCUGCCAUUCAUGAGGCCAAGUGAAGAAUGCAGAACUUUUAAGAGCCCAGCUGUUGAGAAAGUCAUUAGCGACAUCAAGAAGCGCGUCAAAAAUCCUGACCUGGCGCGUCUCUUUGAGAAUACCUUCCCUUCAACUCUCGACACGACGGUCAAGUACUUUGACGCCAAGAAGAAUUUGGCAUUCAUCGUCACGGGUAAAUCAAGCGCACAAUGGCUACGCGACACUGGCAACCAGUUUGCACAUUUAUACAAGCUUCUACCCCAAGACAAGAAUUUGAAGGCUCUUGUCAAGGCGAUCAUCAACACUGAGGCGAGGUAUAUUUCAGAAUACCCUUAUUGCGGUGCCUUCCAACCACCGCCUGAGAGUGGAUUAAGCCCUUCAGUCAACGACUACGCUACACUGGUUACCGUCAAUCCACCAGUUGACAAUCAAACAGUGUUUGAGUGCAAGUACGAACUUGAUUCGCUUGCGGGCUUCCUCAAGAUCGCACGAUCGUAUUAUGCCAAUACAAAAGACGCUUCCUUCAUCAACGACAACUUCAAAUCUGCCAUGAAGCAGAUCCUUCGAGUCAUCGAUGAGCAAUCUCAAAGCACUUGGGCCGAAGACUGGUCCUACAUCAGCUACUACAACUGGACCGGCCAGGCAGGUUCACUCUCGCCACCAGUACCCAACAGUGGAAACGGCGAACCCAAGCUCGCUAAUGGGCUCGUUGCAUGUAGUCACCGCCCAUCAGACGACUUGUCCGUCUUCAACUACAUCACCUCCGAUAACGCAAUGAUGUCAGUAGAGCUUGAUAACGUUGCCGAUGUAUUGGAUAAAGUUCGAGGUCAAAGCAGCCUUUCCAAGACGCUACGUGGUCAUGCCAAAACUAUUCGAGAUGCAGUUUGGAACCAUACUCUCACUACGAAUGGUAUUUUCGCUUAUGAGACCAAUGGAUAUGGCGGCCAGUACAUCAUGGAUGAUGCCAACGUCCCUAGCCUUGUAUCUCUCCCAUAUCUAGGCUUCCUCAAACGCGACGAUCCGACGUACAAGAAGACCAAGUCUGCUCUUUUCUCACGAGCGAACCCAUACUACGCCGCUGGAAAGACAUUCAGCGGAAUUGGUGGACCGCAUGCAAACGCGACUAACCCAUGGCCUAUGGCACACGUCUCGGCUAUCUAUGGAACGGAUGAUGACGAUGAGAUCACCGAGCGACUCAAUAUGAUCAUGGAGAAUACUGCUGGUUUAGGGUUGAUCCAUGAGAGUGUUAACAUUUAUAACUCCUCUGUUUUUACACGACCGUGGUUUGCUUGGGCCAAUAGCUACUUUGCUGAGAUGGUUCUGGAUUUGGCGGAGAGAAAGCCCGGGCUGAUAUUCAAGGACGACAAGCCAUAUCAAUUGUAA